Ziziphus jujuba (common jujube) is the source of this 1376-nucleotide messenger RNA. Its product is annotated as adenylate kinase, chloroplastic. Gene Ontology annotation, cellular component: cytoplasm. The transcript has 7 exons. The record is from RefSeq and is a predicted model, not a curated record. Gene Ontology annotation, biological process: nucleoside triphosphate biosynthetic process. NCBI's taxonomy places the organism in Eukaryota, Viridiplantae, Streptophyta, Magnoliopsida, Rosales, Rhamnaceae. Bases 133 to 1101 code for a protein of 322 amino acids. Gene Ontology annotation, molecular function: nucleoside diphosphate kinase activity; ATP binding; AMP kinase activity.
GGACAGUUGGAGGGCAGUGGAAGAGUGAGAGAGAAUAUCCGGUGUGCCCGGAAUCCCAAUUGGGUUUGGAUAUAUUUAAUUUGGGGGGAUACGACAUCGGCGGAGAGAGAAGAAGGGGGUGGUCCUCCAAAAAUGGCGUUCUGCGCUGCACUCGGAGCCAUCCUUCCACAUCCUAAUCACUCCCAAAACUAUGUCGUUUCGAAUUCCCUCUCCGUUUCCUCCUCUUCCUCCUCCAUUUACGUUCCCAAUCUCAAUUCCAUUUCAAUUCUCAAACGCCCUCCUCUUCUUCUCUCCACCCAAUCUUCUUCUUCUUCUUCUUCUUCCUUGUCUGGUUUAUCUCUCCCUCACGUUGAAACCCUUAUCCCCAAUCGGUGUAACAAUAACAAGCCAUUGCCUAAAGCUCCCAAGUUCAUGGUUACGGGGUGUGUAAAGGCUGAGCCUUUGAGGAUAAUGAUAUCCGGGGCUCCAGCUUCUGGCAAGGGAACCCAGUGUCAGCUCAUCACUCAGAAAUAUGAUUUAGUACAUAUAGCUGCUGGAGAUUUACUUAGGGCGGAAGUUGCAGCUGGCAGUGAAAAUGGGAGACAGGCAAGGGAAUAUAUGGAGAAAGGACAAUUGGUCCCAAAUGAGAUUGUUGUCAUGAUGGUGAAAGAGCGCCUAUUGCAGCCAGAUUCUCAAGAAAAAGGUUGGCUUUUGGAUGGAUAUCCUAGGAGCUUAUCACAAGCAAAUGCUCUUAAGGGAUUUGGAUUUGAGCCAGAUCUUUUCAUUCUUUUAGAAGUUAGUGAAGAGAUUCUUGUUGAGAGAGUUGUUGGACGUAGGUUAGAUCCUGUUACUGGAAAAAUAUACCACCUAAAGUAUUCUCCUCCAGAGACUGAAGAAAUCGCUUCAAGGCUCACACAACGCUUUGAUGACACAGAAGAAAAGGUGAAGUUGCGAUUACGCACACAUCAUCAAAAUGUGGAGGCAGUGCUUUCCUUGUAUGAAGACAAAACAGUAAAGAUCAAUGGAAAUGUUUGCAAAGAGGAUGUGUUUGUCCAAAUUGAUGUUGUGCUGACAAAACUUCUUGAGCAAAGGAAGGAAGCUUCAGAAUCUGUGGCAGCAUAGAAGAACUUACCAGAAGAAUGGUUAAAACCCCAUUUAACCGUCUCCAAAAAUGGCAGGGGUGAAUGAUUAUGUGCAAUGCAAUCAUUUUUUGGUGUAUCUUCGAAGUUCUUCUGAAGUAGCUAGAGAAGAAGAGUGUUCCCAUAAAUGUAUGAUUUUUCUUUGGCAAGCCAAAGAAAUUGUUUUUUAGAGUUACAUAACCCACAAAAUGAUCCAUUCAUGUAAUGUACAUAAAUUUGUAUGCAAAUUGCUUGUCAAAAUAAUAAUAAUAAUAAUAA